UCCAGCAGCACCAAAAGGGCCGAAAUCCCUCUAUAAAUAGCGAAGGACUAGCGAGGAGAAGAGAGCGUGGAAGGGGGUUGAAAUCUUUGGUCCCUCUCUCUCUCCUCUCUCUCUCUCUCUUAAGUUUGAGAUCUAGGUCGCUAUCUCCUUCUUCAAGUUCAGAAAUGGCCUCUGAGGACACGUUCCUUUUCACCUCUGAAUCUGUCAACGAGGGCCACCCCGACAAGCUCUGCGACCAGGUCUCCGAUGCCGUCCUCGAUGCCUGCCUUGCCCAGGACCCCGACAGCAAGGUCGCGUGCGAGACCUGCACCAAGACCAACAUGGUCAUGGUGUUUGGUGAGAUCACCACCAAGGCUGAAAUCGACUACGAGAAGAUCGUCCGAGACACUUGCCGUAACAUCGGCUUUGUCUCCGACGACGUCGGGCUCGACGCUGACCGCUGCAAGGUCUUGGUGAACAUUGAACAGCAAUCCCCCGACAUUGCUCAAGGUGUCCACGGUCACUUCACCAAGCGCCCUGAGGAGAUUGGUGCUGGUGACCAGGGGCACAUGUUUGGAUACGCCACUGACGAAACCCCUGAAUUCAUGCCCCUUAGCCACGUCCUUGCUACCAAACUUGGUGCUCGCCUGACUGAGGUCCGCAAAAAUGGUACCUGUGCAUGGUUGAGGCCCGACGGCAAGACCCAGGUGACCGUUGAGUACCGCAAUGACAACGGUGCCAUGGUCCCCCUCCGUGUCCACACCGUGCUCAUCUCCACCCAGCAUGAUGAGACUGUCACCAACGAUGAAAUCGCCGCUGAUCUCAAGGAGCACGUCAUCAAGCCCGUGAUCCCAGCCCAAUACCUCGAUGAGAAGACCAUCUUCCACUUGAACCCAUCUGGUCGCUUCGUGAUCGGUGGACCUCAUGGUGAUGCUGGUCUCACUGGUCGCAAGAUCAUCAUUGAUACCUAUGGUGGAUGGGGCGCCCACGGUGGUGGAGCUUUCUCCGGAAAGGACCCAACCAAGGUUGAUCGCAGCGGUGCCUACAUCGUGAGGCGCGUUCAGGUUUCUUAUGCCAUUGGUGUGCCUGAGCCCCUCUCUGUGUUCGUCGACAGCUACGGCACUGGUAGGAUCCCCGACAAGGAGAUCUUGAAGAUUGUGAAGGAGAACUUUGAUUUCAGGCCUGGGAUGAUGACCAUUAACCUUGAUCUCAAGAGAGGAGGCAAUGACAGGUUCCUUAAGACCGCAGCUUAUGGACAUUUUGGAAGGGAUGACCCCGACUUCACCUGGGAGAUUGUUAAGCCCCUCAAAUGGGAGAAGCCAGCUGCUUAAGAACUAAAAGCUACGUAUCUUUUAUAUAUAGAUUGGUUAUGUCUAUAUCUAUAUAUAUUUUCUCAAAGGGGGCCAUAGGGUUACUAAAUUGUUUCCCAGCUUGCUGAAGGCUGGAGCUAUCCUAAUUGUCAAAUUUGGUGUCGCUUAUGUUUUGUGUCUCAUUGUCAUUGUUAUGUUUGUUUUGGUUUUUGAUUUCACAAAAAAAUUGGUGUCUCCUCAAUUGCGAGGAUAUUGUUUGGGGAAUGUUUAUUGUUAGGAGUAAUUAUGUAAUGAAUGAUUCAGCAUUGUCAAUUACGAAAGAUUUAAAAAAAAUUUCUUUCAA
Molecule: messenger RNA, 1632 nt
Organism: Asparagus officinalis (garden asparagus)
Lineage: Eukaryota; Viridiplantae; Streptophyta; Magnoliopsida; Asparagales; Asparagaceae
Product: S-adenosylmethionine synthase 1-like
Biological process (GO): S-adenosylmethionine biosynthetic process
Cellular component (GO): cytosol
Molecular function (GO): methionine adenosyltransferase activity; ATP binding
Source: RefSeq, a predicted model, not a curated record